Messenger RNA from Drosophila takahashii, 3834 nucleotides. It is a transcript of the gene AOX3, whose product is annotated as Aldehyde oxidase 3. The record is from RefSeq and is a predicted model, not a curated record. Lineage: Eukaryota; Metazoa; Arthropoda; Insecta; Diptera; Drosophilidae. Gene Ontology annotation, molecular function: oxidoreductase activity; 2 iron, 2 sulfur cluster binding; FAD binding.
AGAAUGACUACGAAAUUCACUAUCAACGGGCUGCCGUAUGCAGUGAAUCUAACCAAUCUCCCGCCGGAUAUCACCCUAAACACCUUCAUUCGGGAGCAUGCCCAACUGACGGCCACCAAGUUUAUGUGCCAGGAGGGAGGAUGUGGCGCCUGCAUUUGUGUGGUUCGCGAUGGGAAGCGCAGCUGGGCAGUCAAUUCGUGCCUUACCCUGCUGAAUACCUGUGCCCAGCUGGAGAUCGUGACCGCCGAGGGAUUGGGCAACCAGCGCACCGGCUACAAUCCCAUCCAGAAGCGACUGGCCAAGAUGAAUGGCACACAGUGCGGCUUCUGUUCGCCGGGAUUCGUGAUGAAUAUGUACGGGCUGCUGGAGCAGAACGACGGCAAGGUCAGCAUGUCGGAGGUGGAGAACUCCUUUGGAGGCAACAUCUGUCGCUGCACUGGCUAUCGUCCUAUUUUGGAUGCCAUGAAGUCCUUUGCCGUGGAUAGCACUAUUCAAGUUCCAAAGGAGUGCGGCGAUAUUGAGGAUCUGCAGCCGAGAAACUGCCCAAAGACGGGAAAAGCCUGCAGUGGUAGUUGCCAUCCAACCACUUUGGUCUAUGAUGAUGGAAGCCAGUGGCACUGGCCCAAGAAUCUGACGGAACUCUUUGAAGCCCUGGAAAAGGUCAAGGACUCCGAGGAGUUCAUUCUGGUUGGAGGUAAUACAGCACAUGGUGUUUACAGGAGAUCCACCGAAAUCAAGCACUUUAUCGAUGUGCACGGAGUGGAUGAACUGCAUCAGCACAGCUUGGAGGGGCAGCGAUUGAAGCUGGGAGCUAAUUUAAGUCUCACCCAGACCAUGGAGAUCUUGAAAACUACUUCCACGCAAUCAGGCUUUGAGUAUUUGGAUGUUCUGUGGCAUCAUAUCGACUUGAUUGCCAAUGUUCCAGUGCGCAAUUCUGGAACUCUGGCUGGAAAUAUUUCCAUUAAAAAGCAACAUCCCGAGUUUCCUUCGGAUAUCUUUAUAUCCUUUGAAGCCUUGGAUGUAAAGGUGGUGGCCUCGAAGAACGCUACUGAAGAGAAGGAAAUGUCCCUGUCGGAAUAUCUAAGCACUAAUGAUAGGAAGCUGGUGCUCAAAGCAUUCAUACUUUCAGCGUACCCGAAGGAUAGGUACAUAUACGACUCCUACAAGAUAAUGCCCCGUGCCCAGAAUGCCCAUGCUUAUGUCAAUGCUGCUUUUCUUCUUGAAUUGGAAAGCGAUUUAAAAGUAAAGUCUGCUCGAAUUUGCUUCGGUGGAAUUCGACCAGAUUUUGUCCAUGCCUCUAUCAUUGAAAAAUUGUUGAUAGGACAGAAUCCCUAUGAAUCUAACCUAGUAGAGCAGACAUUCACCAAACUGGAGGACCUGAUUAAGCCCGAUGAAGUGCUUCCCGAUGCCAGUCCCGCCUAUCGAUCCAAGUUGGCCUGUGGUUUGUUCUACAAGUUCCUCCUGAAACACGCUCCCCCAGCGGAGGUGGGUGAGAAGUAUCGAAGUGGAGGAGAGAUUCUGCAGCGACCACUCUCCUCGGGUUUGCAAGUCUUCGAGACCCAGAAGAAGAACUACCCCAUCACCCAGGCGGUGGAAAAGGUGGAGGGCAUGAUCCAGUGCUCGGGAGAAGCCACCUACAUGAACGAUGUCCUAACCACUUCGAACACCCUCCACUGCGCCUUUGUAGGGGCCACCAAAGUGGGAGCCACCAUUGACCAGAUAGAUGCAUCGGAGGCAUUGAAGCAACCAGGAGUGGUGGCCUUCUACAGUGCGAAGGAUAUUCCCGGAAAGAAUACCUUCUGCGAGCCCAGUUUUGGCUUCGAGGUUGAGGAGGAGAUUUUCUGCUCGGGAUUGGUGCGCCACUCCGAACAGCCGGCGGGAGUGAUUGUGGCUCUCACUGCUGACCAGGCUCAAAGGGCCACCAAGCUGGUGAGGAUCAGCUACAGCAAUCCCAGCCCCGACUUCCAGUUGCUGCCCAGUUUGGGAGAUGUGUUUGCAGCAGAAACCCCCGACCCUUCUCGCAUUGUGCCCUCCUCCAAAUCGGAUUCGAAGAAGCUAAAGUUCUCGGAUCAGCCUGACAAAGAGGUGAGGGGCAUCUUCCAGAUGGGUCUGCAGUAUCACUUUACCAUGGAGCCCCAGACCACGGUGGCCAUUCCCUUCGAGGAUGGACUCAAGGUUUUCUCGGCCACCCAGUGGAUGGAUCACACCCAGGCGGUGAUCGCCCACAUGCUGCAGGUGAAGGCGAAGGAUGUGCAGCUGCAGGUUCGCCGAUUGGGCGGUGGCUAUGGGUCCAAGAUCUCCCGUGGCAACCAGGUGGCCUGUGCCGCCUCCCUGGCUGCUCACAAGCUGAGUCGCCCGGUUCGCUUCGUCCAGUCCCUGGAGUCCAUGAUGGACUGCAAUGGCAAGCGGUGGGCCUGUCGCUCCGACUACCAGUGUCACAUAAAGUCCAAUGGGAAGAUUGUCGGCCUGAAGAACGAUUUCUAUGAGGACGCCGGCUGGAGUCCCAACGAGAGUCCCAUUGAGGGUCACUCCACCUUCACGGCCGUUAAUUGCUAUGAUCUGAGUGGCGAGAACUUCAAGAACAAUGGCAAUGCGGUGCUCACCGAUGCCCCCAGUUCCACUUGGUGUCGUGCUCCGGGAUCGGUUGAAGGUAUUGCCAUGAUGGAGAACAUCAUAGAGCACGUGGCAUUUGAAGUCCAGAAAGAUCCGGCUGAAGUGAGGUUGGCCAACAUUCCAGCGAGCAAUAAGAUGAGCGAGUUGCUUCCCGAGUUCCUAAAGUCCAGGGAGUACGCAGCAGCGAAAAGGAGAUUGAAAUCGCAUAAUGCCAAGAAUCGGUGGACAAAAAGAGGUCUUGGACUGGCUGUGAUGGACUAUCCCAUCUUCUACUUUGGCCAGUACCCGGCUACGGUGGCUAUUUACCAUGUGGAUGGCACAGUGGUGAUUUCCCAUGGAGGCAUUGAAAUGGGACAGGGAAUGAACACCAAGGUGGCGCAAGUGGCUGCCUACACCCUAGGCAUCGAUUUGAGCUUCAUCAAGGUUGAGUCCUCGGACACCAUCAACGGAGCCAACUCGAUGGUCACCGGAGGAGCUGUGGGAAGUGAGAGUCUCUGCUAUGCGGUGCGCAAGGCCUGCGAAACAUUGAACACCCGAUUGGAGCCGGUGAAGAAGAAGGAUGCCAGUUGGGUGGAGACCGUGGGGGCAGCCUAUGCCAAGUCCAUCAAUCUGAUCGCCUCGGAUCACUACAAGGAGGGCGACAUGCAGAACUAUCAUAUUUAUGGCAUGGCCCUCACCGAAAUAGAGCUGGAUGUUCUGACCGGAAACAGUCAGAUUAAACGUGUGGACAUCCUGGAGGAUGCUGGGGAGAGCCUAAGUCCCUAUAUAGACAUUGGACAGAUCGAGGGCGCCUUUGUGAUGUGUCUGGGCUACUGGAUGAGUGAGCAGUUGGUUUACGAUCGAGUGAGUGGUCGCCUGCUCACCAAUCGCACCUGGAACUACAAGCCGCCGGGUGCCAAGGAUAUACCCAUUGAUUUCCGAGUGGAACUCAUUCAGAAACCCAAUCCCACGGGGGCGGGAUUCAUGCGAUCGAAGGCCACUGGAGAGCCGCCCUGCUGUCUGGCCGUCAGUGUGGUCUUCGCCUUGCGACAGGCAUUGGAAUCCGCCCGCCAGGAUGCGGGACUUCCCCGGGAGUGGGUGCGACUGGGAGCUCCCACCACCCCGGAAACUAUGGUGGUCAAUGCUGGACACGAGGCAGCCAGCUUUAGGCUUAAGUAAAUAUUCGAAGGUGUGGGUUUUUUGUGCAUCUAUUAUACACCGUUUUGGUAUAUCUUUUGUAUU